AUCUCUCUCUUCUUACAUAUAUCACAUCAAUUACUUCUCUCUUCUCUUACUUUUCUCACUCAGGGUGCUUAUUGGAUAUCUGCACUAUGCGGAUAUCUACAAAUCAUUUUCCUUCAUUUGUUACUUCUCUCUUAACUUCCUUUCUCACUCUGGAUAUUUGUUGAGUGUCUGCACUAUGCGAAUUUCCAUGAAUCAUUCUCCAUUGUCUCUAGAUUUUUCACUUUCUGGUUUAAAAUCAAGGAAUUGUAGAACUGAACCAAACUUCUCUGUACUUUCAUACAGGUCUGGCUAAAGAAACUAACAAUGGGAGCUGGAGGCCAUGCCACUUCCCUUGAACCAAAGAAUCCUCUCUCAAGGGUUCCACACACAAAGCCCCCAUUCACUGUUGGCCAACUCAAGAAAGCAAUCCCACCCCAUUGCUUUGAAAGAUCCCUCCUCUCAUCAUUCUCCUAUGUUCUUCAUGACCUCUCACUAGCUUUCAUUUUCUUCUACAUUGCUACUACCUACUUCCACCUCCUUCCACACCCUCUUUCCUUCAUUGCUUGGCCAAUCUAUUGGAUUCUCCAAGGAUGCAUCCUCACUGGGGUGUGGGUGAUUGCUCAUGAGUGUGGUCACCAUGCAUUUAGCAAGUACCAAUGGGUUGAUGAUUUAGUUGGUUUGGUCCUUCACUCUGCACUUCUAGUCCCAUAUUUCUCAUGGAAAAUCAGCCACCGCCGCCACCACUCCAACACCGGAUCGCUUGAGCGUGAUGAAGUGUUUGUUCCAAAACCAAAAUUCAAUGUACCAUGGUACAACAAAUACUUGAACAGUCCACCAGGAAGAGCGGCUACACUUUUCAUCACACUCACCAUAGGAUGGCCUUUGUACUUGGCCUUCAAUGUUUCUGGAAGACCCUAUGAACGCUUUGCAAGCCACUUCCAUCCUUAUGCUCCCAUAUACUCUCAAAGAGAAAGGCUUCUAAUUUUUGUUUCUGAUGCUGCUGUUUUUGCUGCAACUUAUUUCCUGUACCACGUAGCAACCAUCAAAGGGUUUGUUUGGCUUGUUUGUGUUUAUGGGGUGCCAUUGCUCAUUGUGAAUGGAUUUCUUGUGACAAUCACUUAUUUGCAGCACACACACAGUGCUUUACCUCACUAUGAUUCAUCUGAAUGGGACUGGUUAAGGGGUGCUCUGGCAACUGUGGACAGAGAUUAUGGGAUUCUCAACAAGGUCUUUCAUCAUAUAACUGAUACGCAUGUUGCACACCAUCUGUUUUCAACAAUGCCACAUUACCAUGCAAUGGAAGCAACCAAUGCAAUGAAGCAUGUGUUGGGUGAGUACUAUAGAUUUGAUGACACCCCAUUUUACAAGGCACUGUGGAGAGAAGCAAGAGAGUGUCUCUAUGUGGAUCCGGAUGAAGGGGAAGCUAAGAAGGGUGUUUAUUGGUACAGGAACAAGUUUUGAUGAAGAAAGCAGCAAGAACAUGAAGAAUAGUGAGUUGAAAAUGUAGUAUUGUUGUGUAACUUAAUAAGCAAGUUGAAUAAUAAGUGGGUUUCCUGUGUAAUGUGCUACUGUGUUGUGAAAGCUUGAAACUUGAAAGAGCUUGUUGUGAUCAUGGUUAUUGUAAUGUAAGGUAUCAUGGAUAUUCUUCUUGAGAAGUAACUGAAAUAUA
Messenger RNA from Lotus japonicus, 1648 nucleotides. RefSeq names its product omega-6 fatty acid desaturase, endoplasmic reticulum isozyme 1-like. The transcript has 2 exons. Gene Ontology annotation, biological process: lipid metabolic process. The record is from RefSeq and is a predicted model, not a curated record. NCBI's taxonomy places the organism in Eukaryota, Viridiplantae, Streptophyta, Magnoliopsida, Fabales, Fabaceae. Bases 304 to 1440 code for a protein of 378 amino acids. Gene Ontology annotation, molecular function: oxidoreductase activity.